Molecule: messenger RNA, 3870 nt
Organism: Anguilla rostrata (American eel)
Lineage: Eukaryota; Metazoa; Chordata; Actinopteri; Anguilliformes; Anguillidae
Product: regulator of G-protein signaling 14-like
Exons: 16
Coding region: 889-2922 (677 amino acids)
Biological process (GO): cell division; regulation of G protein-coupled receptor signaling pathway; signal transduction
Cellular component (GO): nucleus; plasma membrane; cytoplasm
Molecular function (GO): GTPase activator activity
Source: RefSeq, a predicted model, not a curated record
UCCAGGACCAGGGUUGGAGACCACUGCCUUAUACUUUUCUGAGCCCUGGACUUUCCACCUCUGCUUGAAAACCACAUACCUUUAAUGCACUUUGCUGUGGUGAAGGAAAACAUACCCAUAAACAUGUCAAUUUGCAGACUUAAUUCUGAGUCGUUAUGCAGAAGCCUUUGUUGCAACAGUUCCCCACCGUUACAAUUUAUUUCCCCUAAAACGGAAUCGGUUUAAGCAUACACAUUACGUAAAUACUAAACCGAUAUCCAAAUAUGUUCUACAUUUAGCAAUACAUCGACGUUGUUCCCAAGAGGGGCGUCUUCCACUCGGCCUACUCUCCAAAGGAUGACAAGAAAUCGUGUAGCUUUGCGUUCAACGCGCACACCAGAGCUAAACGGACAUACGCGCGCACGCGACCUCUAUGCCUUGGACAUUAGUUGAUGAUCUGCGCAGUGCGCCGUCGAGUCACUCAGUGGAACACGCUGUCGUUCUGUUGCACAUUUUAAUCAGGCAUUUCUCUGCGUCUUGUUGGAACACGCAAUUUUUUUUAUCGACUAAUGCAUUUGGCUACAUUUAAUUAAAUGAUAGGUUACGCGCAAACCUGGAAAUAAGGAAGUUGUUUAUUAUGCCUUCAAAAAUAACGAAAACGGAGGCUUAAUUUAGAAACUUAGAAAUACGGCGAUUAAUUACCCCCAUGAACGACUUUGCCUGCCGUAGAUUCGUCAUCCUCCAUUGUCUUAUUACCUCCGAUUUUAGGUAUCGAAAUUAUUUCUGGUUUCUUUUCUGGGAAAGUGAAAAAUGUGUCAAUAGUAAAAUUUGAAAAGUCCGGCUCCCAAAUAGUUUCUGUGAAACGUCCAAAUCCGUUCGACCAGCUUAGAUUUUCUAAAUCUAUUUGAGAUGCAGCUGUUAAAACGGAUUAUCCAGAAGGUCGUGACCUUCCAGGAGCUCUCCAAAGGCCUGUCCCACUUCGCCACGCGGGCGUCCCUUCGCCGGAAAUUCGGAAAGUGCCGGAGCUUCGCCGUCAGCCAGCCGCUGAGUCGCACCAAGGUGCUGGCUGCGUCAGACGGAGAGCUGAAUGUUGCGGAGGCUGAGCACCGGGGCAGCAGCCACAGCCUCAACAGCAACUCCAGCCUUCCCAGCAUGCAGUGCGGCCACAACCCCGUGGGCACGGUGGCCAGCUGGGCCGUCAGCUUCGAGAGGCUCCUGGAGGACCCAACCGGUGUGCUCUACUUCACGGCAUUCCUGAAGUCGGAGGUCAGCGCGGAGAACAUCCUGUUCUGGCAGGCCUGCGAGAAGUUCCGGCAGAUUCCGGCCAAUCAGAAAGAGGAGCUGAUGCGGGAAGCUCGCUCCAUCUACAGUACCUACCUCUCCAGCAGUGCCUCCAGCGCCAUCAACAUCGAUGACACGGCACGGACCGAGGAGGGGGCCCUGGAGGACCCCAAACCCGAAAUGUUCAACAAGGCCCAGCAGCAGAUCUUCAAACUGAUGAAGUUCGACAGCUACACCCGAUUCGUCCGGUCACAGCUCUACCAGAACUGCAUGCUGGCCGACGUGGAGGGCAAGCUGCUGCCGGACCUCGGCACCGGGUUCAAGAGCUCGGCGUACAGGAAGAGCGGCCUGAUGGACAGCCCCUCCCCCGGAGACGCCAAGAAGUUUUCCCAGCAGAAGAAGAAGGCCAGAGCGGGCAAGUCUCUGCCAUUCAAUGUCGAACCCGGGUCUGACCGCAGGAGGGGUACCCCCGAGGGCAAGGCCGCCCAUGACAAGCAGCGCGAGAAGAGAGGAUCGUGGGGAGCGGAGCUGCAGGACCAGCAUGUGACCGUCUCCCGGAGAGAGUCCCAGUGCUCCGUCAAAUCAACCAGCAGCGUGGAGCUGGGCUACCUCAGCGUGAGAGGGGAGAAUGGGCGUUCCAGCCCCCGUUCCCUGGAGCAGGAGCGCGCGGGCGGGGCGGGGCGGGCGGAGAAGUACUGCUGCGUGUUCCUGCCGGACGGGACGGCCUCCCUCACCCCCGCCCGGUCUGGCCUCUCCGUGCGGGACAUGCUGGUGGGGCUGUGCGAAAAGAGGGGCUUCCCCCUCAGUGAUGUCAUCAUCUACCUGCAGACCAAGGACAAGGUCUCUCCCCAGCAGCCCCUCUCUCUGGACCAGGACAGUGCGGUGCUGAGAGACCAGCAGGUGACCCUGGAGCUGCGGGUGACCUUUACGCUGGAGGUGGCCCUCACGGGGAAGUCGAUGGGCAUCAUGGCGAAGUCCAGCAAGACGCUGGCGCACACGCUCGCCUCGGUGCUGCAGAAACACCAGCUCCGGCCGCAGGACGCCGUCGUUACCAUGAGCGGGAGCAAGGAGCCCCUGAACCUGAGCAUGUCCGUGUUCCCUCUGGCCAAUAAGAGGCUGGUCCUGGACCGUGCCAAAGCUAAAGAGCAGGCCAGUUCCCCAAAGCUCACCUCCCAGGCUCUUCCAGCAUCUCAGGAGGGACCGGCGGGUCCAGAUGGGGCCGAGAAGCCCCUCCCGUCGGCGGCGGUCAGGAACCGAACCGCAUCCAAGUCCAAAAACGCCGCGCUCCGGAGGGCGUGCGACAUCGACGGGCUGAUAGAUCUCAUCUCCAAGACGCAGUGCUUCCGCGUGGAAGACCAGCGGGGUUUGCUCCGGAAGGAGGACCUGGUGAUCCCGCCAUUCCUGAUGCAGCCCCGGGACCAGGGCGGGGAGGGGCGGACGGAAAAAAGCCGGGGGGAGACUCCGCCCCCGCAGCCCGCCGAGGCUCCGCCCCCAGCCUGCGCAGACUCCGCCCCCGCGACAGCCGCUACCUCCGAGGACCGGUCAGAGCUGGGGAAGCCGGCGGACGGGGCGGAGAAGACGGUACCGGAGCCGGGAACGACGUCGACGGGUCCGGCUCAACGGACCGGCCCGCCCGUCUGCUCCCGGGAGACGACGGUGUGAGCGCGCCUCACCCGGAACGUUUAAAUUCUUCUCCCUGUUUCAUCAGCACAUCCGGGGGGGGGGCUGGGGGGCUGGGGCUGGGCUCUCAGGCUUAUCUGGAGGUAGGCCUCAGGUGACUGCCUUCCACACACCCCUACCCUCGAUGGACACCUUUGAUCACAGACUAUGAUCUCCCACCUCCUUUUCUUGAAGAGAAGAAGAAAACUACAUUUUGGGCAAAAAUGCUAAGUUUAUGGAGGACAUUGGGUGGGGGGUGGGGGGGGCAGAAAAUCUAUUUUAUAAAGGUAUAAUUUAUUAAUCAACUGGUUCAGAGGUCAAAAUGUGGUUGUGAAUUACAGCCCCAUGUCACUAUUUAUUUGGAUCAAAGCUGGUGGUAGGUGCUUGCAGUCCUUCUCCUUUUGCGCGCGUCUGAUGUCCUGCAGACGUUUGUUCAUUUCCUCACUUCCGUAUCGGUAAAGAUAUUCAGGCUGUUUCUAAACGUGGCGAGAAAUCCGCUGUUGAAUUGAUGUUUGUAUCCUAUUGCGUAUGUAAGGGAAUGUGCUGUCGAUGCGAAUAAGCACCCAGAGGAGAUUCUUAUGUACAGCGCAAGACCCUGUAGCAAAGAAUCAUUUUGAUAAACACUUGGCUUUCCAUUUGCCUUCUAUUCUGACAGGACCUACCUGAGAGAGAGGGACAGACCUUGCGAAGAUGACUCAGUUUUGAUCAGAAUUUUUUGUCACUGUGUUUGCUGUUUGGAGUGCAUUGCUGUUGCAUUUUGGGUUUUUUUGGGGCUGUGUAAAUUAUCGCACUGUUUGUUAACACUCACGUGGGUGCUGUGAUCGAGCGCAGUGGGGUAUCCCUCUCUCUGUGUCAGUCUGCUGUCCUAGUCCGACGGGGGCCUCGAUGAAUUUCAUUUCUUCUCUGGCGCUGGAUCCAAUAAACGGACGCAAAACCUGGAAAAAUAAAAAA